Molecule: messenger RNA, 2397 nt
Organism: Manacus vitellinus (golden-collared manakin)
Lineage: Eukaryota; Metazoa; Chordata; Aves; Passeriformes; Pipridae
Gene: CNKSR1
Product: connector enhancer of kinase suppressor of Ras 1
Exons: 20
Coding region: 1-2397 (798 amino acids)
Molecular function (GO): protein binding
Source: RefSeq, a predicted model, not a curated record
AUGGAGCCCGUGGGCUCCUGGGGCCCCGCGGAGGUGACCGCCUGGCUCCGAGGGCUGGAUGCAGCGGUGCAGGGGUACCCCUUCGAGGCCUGGGAGCUGGCAGGGCCUGACCUGCUGGGGCUGGAUGUGGAGGCACUGGAGGCACUGGGUGUGUGGCCCCUGGGGCACCAGGAGCUGCUGCUGGAGGCUGUGGAGCAGCUCCGUGAGCUGGACACAGGGCUGGCGAGCACCAGCCUGCGGACCCUGACAGAGAGGCUGCAGGAGCUGGCACAGGGCAUCCAGAGCCUGGUGCUGGGGGGGCUGUCAGCAGGGGAUGCCCCCCAGCCACCCUCCCUCACCCUCCUGGCCCGAGUCAUCGACCUGGUCGGGGCUGCCAAGGGACUCUUCUCCUGGCUCAACAGGUACCUCUUCUCCACCCUCAACGACUUCUCGGCCAGCCAGGACAUCGUCCUGCUGUGUGCCCAGCUGGGAGAGACACUGCAGGCGGAUUGUCCUGCAGCUGAGAGGGACAGGCAGAUCCUGCUGAUCUGCCAGCACAUCGUGGGCAUCUGCGAGAGCAUCGUGGGCUGCAGCCCCCCGGCGCUGCUGGACCGCAGGGCUGUGCUGCAGCAGGUGGGGCUGGCGCUGCCCCCUGGCCCAAGGGGCAGCCCCUUGAGGUCCCCCAGCACCCCAUCGCUGCCUGCAGGCCUGUGGCAGAGCCCACCAACAUCCCCUGACUCGCCAACGCUGCCCCUCAGCCCAUGGGGGAGCCCCCCAGUGUCCCCUGACACUUCAGUGCCACCCUCUGACCCCCUGACACUCAUCACCACCCCGCUGGGCUUUGAGAUCACCUCCACCAGCUCCUGCCUGCACUUCGUGUCUGCCACCACCUCGGAGGACUGGGCACCCCACUCCCACCCUGCCUCUGCCCAGGCCCUGGCUGCCCACGGGGGGCACAUCCUGCCCGGGGACGAGAUCGUGCAGGUCAAUGAGCAGGUCGUGGUGGGUUGGACACGCAUCAACCUGGAGAAGAAGCUGCUGGAGAAGGCAAACGAGGUGACACUGGUGCUGAAGAAGAUCCCCCUUGACCUGCAUGGCUCACCCCCCUCUCCCAGGCAGCAACUCCCGGGAGCAUUUUCGGAUGCUGCGGAUUCCCCCGGCACCAGGAGUGGCGAGUGCCCAGGCAGCCCCGUGUCCCUGACCUCCAGUGGGGUUGAAACUAUAUUUAGACAUGACCCUUCUCCUCUCCCGGAAUGGAAAGGCGUGCGGGGAGCCAACGGCAGCGCGGGCAGGAGCCACCGGCCGGGCUCCCACCCUGCCGGGGACCACGGAGGUCUGGCGGAGCUGGUGCUGAGCCCCCACCACCGCGUCCCCUCCAGCCCCACUCCUGAACCGCGGGUGCCCCACCCAGAGGCCGACAGUGGGAUCCCUGCAGACGUCAAAGAGGUUUGUGGCUCAGGAAUCCCGUUUUCCCCCAGCGUUGGUGCCGACUUGGACUCCGGGCCGGACUCAGCGCCGGAUCCCGUCACUGACGAAGAGGAGGAAGAGGACGAGCAGGACCUGAGGCUGCCCAGGGCGGCCGUGGAGGAGCUGCCGGGACUGUCAGGACGGGGCACUGCAGAGGAGGAGUGGGAGAGUGGCACCCCCUUGGACACCCCCUUGGACACCCCCCUGGGCACCCCACCGGGCACCCCACCGGGCAUCCCAAACUCUCCGGGCAUCUCUGCUGCCACCAGACCCCGCAGCACAGAGCUGAGCCCCACGGCAGCCCCCACCACGGGGGCUGGGGGUGCAGAGCCCUGCCAGCUCCCUGGGGAGGGCAGCCCCCAGACAGGACGCAGACCAAAAGGAGUGGCGACCAGGCUGAGCCGCCGGCGGGUCUCGUGCCGGGACCUGGGCCGGGUGGACUGCGAUGGGUGGCUCCUCAAGAAGAAGGACCACGUGGCCUUCAUGGCCCAGAAGUGGAAGCGGUGCUGGUUCGUGCUGAAGGGCCACACGCUCUACUGGUACAACCACCCCAACGAUGAGAAGGCUGCAGGACUCAUCAACGUGGCCACCUAUGACCUGGAGAGCACGAGGGAGCAGAAGAAGAAAUAUGUGUUCCAGCUGUGCCACCAGAAGUACAAGCCCUUUGUCUUUGCUGCCGAAACCUUGGCUGACCUGAGCAUGUGGGUCAGUCGGCUCAUAACAGCCAAAACAAAGUACACACUCGCCCACCAGUCAGUCCCAGACAAGGAGGAAGACUGCUACAGCGAGACAGAGGCUGAGGACCCCGAUGAUGAGUCCCCCAGGCAUGGAUGUGACUCGCCGAGGAAGAGGCUGCAGAACCCCCCGGACAAAGCCCAGCUCUCCCCAGCCAGCGGCGAGUCCAGCAGCCCCCAGGGCAGCCCCCGGCCCUUGCUGGAGACUGAGAUUUAA